Anthostomella pinea is the source of this 531-nucleotide messenger RNA. NCBI's taxonomy places the organism in Eukaryota, Fungi, Ascomycota, Sordariomycetes, Xylariales, Xylariaceae. The record is from the annotation of a GenBank genome assembly.
AUGGCGAAACCUGGCUUGGGAAAGAAGAAGAAAGCGCCAUCUGUUCACUCGCGCGCUGCGAGACGAGCCACCUCGCCCAGCAUCAACACCGACAAGUCCCUGAAGAAUGUCCAGCCCCCUGCCGACUCGGUUAACCACCGCCCCUCGGUGCUUGCGAUCCACCAGGGAGCGGGCGUCUCGAAGAAGCAGAAGAAGGGCAGACAACUGACCUCGAAGGCUCUAAGAAGACAGGAGAAGGACCAGGAACGUGCUGCCGCCAUCCUGGAGAGAACACAGCAGAAAGUGGCCAAGAGCAAAGACCAGUCUCGAGUCAUACAGUCGAGGAGUAAGACGUGGGACGAAGUCAACCAGCAGAUACCGGCGGGCAAGAGUGAUCCCAAGCAAAAUACAGUUGGAGAGGAGGAAUGGGAGGAUCAGGGCGAAUCCGAGUUCGACGAGGAGAUGGGCGAGGCGGACGGCGGGAAGCCACAGGAAAAGACUGACGUUGCCGUGGCCACGUCUAUGGACGCGGAUGAUGAUGCGAUACUGUAA